AUGGAUUUGGACCGUAAGAUCGCCGCCUAUCGGCUGAUCGGCUAUUUGGCUGUGGCGCUCGCUACCGCGUCGACGAUCAGCAUCUGCAUCACCAUCCCAAUCCUCUACAGCCAAGUCGCCAGAGCCCGUGAACGCAGCCACGAAGAGCUCGACUUUUGCCAACAUUCCAUCAUCUCCGUCAGCAGCCAACUACGCCGUAAUGACGACGCGGGCGGCAACCGCACCGUGAGACACGCUUACGCAACGGUACCCCCACCACCGCCAGAUACCGAUCCCAAUGCGAGAUCUGCUGUACCGAAGGCCCGCGUGGUCCUCCAGGAGCUGCAGGACGACAGGGUCGCCCAGGUCGUCCUGGUGUCGAAGGCCAACCCGGAAACCCGGGAAAACCCGCGUCAAAAUGCCAACUUCCACCCCCUCCACCAUGCCCUCAAUGGACCUCCAGGAGAGAAGGGACUCUGCCCCACGUAUUGUGCACGAGAUGGUGGCAGCUUCUAUGAGGAUGGCACGAGGCGA
Molecule: messenger RNA, 513 nt
Organism: Mesorhabditis spiculigera
Lineage: Eukaryota; Metazoa; Nematoda; Chromadorea; Rhabditida; Rhabditidae
Source: the annotation of a GenBank genome assembly